UUCAAUCGCUAAAUCAGCUGUAUUGCUCCUGAUGUAUAACAAUCCACUUGAUACUUGCUGGUUUCAUCCAAACUCGAAUGGUAGGAUAUAGGAACUCAAAAGCAUACUCAUUUUUAUUAAACCUCAGUUUUCUGUGUGCUUAACUUUAUUCAGUGUUUAUCUUGUUCAAAAUCGUCUCACUCAUAUAGUACUGACUUUUUUUGAAGGCAUAAUAUCAGGAUUAGGACAGUAUCUAUAUCUGUAACGUGUGUGAAUAAAAGCAGGAGAGGAUGAAAAGAAAGGACAAACAUGUAUACUUGGAGAUAAAAUACCACCUUUUUCGCGGGGGCUGGAUUGGGCGCGUUGUCGUUGAAAAUAGCAAGAGCGAGAAGCCUUUUUUUUUUGCAUUGGUUUGCAAUAGCUCUAUUAUUUCUUUUUCAUCACCGUCCACUUCACUCAGCAAUGGCCCUACCACCAGAACACAGACUCGCUUUUACUCCAAGCGAGAUGGAAUUCAUUGCUGGCAACGAAAUGAUAAAGAUUAUACCGAAAGAAAAGAUGAACAAAUUGCAGUUCAUUCAAGGCAUAUUUGGUCCAUUCCAACCGCCAAUAGAAGCAGAGGUACCAGUUUGGCUGGCCAUACUGAUGAAAAAGAAUAAUAAAUGUUCCAUCGUUUGUCCAGAGUGGCUUGACGUAGGUAAAGUCAAGGAUCAGUGUCAUCGAUCGAUGAAAUAUUUGAAACAAAGACACGCCGAGGAAGAGAAAGAAGAUGAGUUCAGUAAGGUGCCCUUCCAUUAUCUAGAAUUGUCACAGAUGUUAUUAGAAACUGCUCCAGAUGAUAUACCCGAUGCAGAACAAGUACGACAGGCAUUGAAAGAUUUAAGAGAAACCAGACAAGUGAAAGCAAAGUUAGGUCUGAAUAUCCUAGACGAUCGAUGGCUUCAUAUUCCUAAUAUGUCAUUAAUGGAAAUCAAUGAAAUCAAACCCUUCUAUUCACGGGCUUUUGAGGAAUUAAGGAGGAUCCGCUUGAAUAGUCGAGGAGCAGGGUCAGGCGAAGAAGAGGAAGAUUCACAUCUUAUGAGUUCCACAAUGUAUUAA
This is a messenger RNA of Mycotypha africana, 1077 nucleotides long. RefSeq names its product DNA replication complex GINS protein PSF2. Gene Ontology annotation, biological process: DNA replication; double-strand break repair via break-induced replication. The coding region runs from base 442 to 1077 and encodes 211 amino acids. The transcript has 5 exons. Lineage: Eukaryota; Fungi; Mucoromycota; Mucoromycetes; Mucorales; Mycotyphaceae. Gene Ontology annotation, cellular component: GINS complex; nucleus. The record is from RefSeq and is a predicted model, not a curated record.